Molecule: messenger RNA, 1222 nt
Organism: Hemicordylus capensis (graceful crag lizard)
Lineage: Eukaryota; Metazoa; Chordata; Lepidosauria; Squamata; Cordylidae
Product: olfactory receptor 6B1-like
Exons: 3
Coding region: 127-1131 (334 amino acids)
Biological process (GO): G protein-coupled receptor signaling pathway
Cellular component (GO): membrane
Molecular function (GO): olfactory receptor activity; G protein-coupled receptor activity
Source: RefSeq, a predicted model, not a curated record
AAGAGGGUCAGCAAGAGGGAAAUAAUAUUGUCUCAGUUUUCUGGCAAAAAGGAACAGAAUCCUUGCCUGUCUGGAAAGAUACAAAACAUCUUUCAUUUAAUGGGAGUGAAGUUGAGCUAAUGGAAAAUGCAACUAUUUAAUAAUUGGAUUAAAAUAUCCAUGGCAAAAAGAGAGAGGGAUAAUCAAACGACAGUCACAGAAUUUGUCCUCCUAGGAUUCAAGACGCUUCCUGAUUUUCAGAUUAUCCUCUUUGUUGUCUUUUUAGUAGUUUACAUUGUGACAAUGACUGGAAACAUCCUUAUAGUUGCAGUAAUUAUGUCUAAUCAUCACCUUCACAAGCCCAUGUACUACUUUCUGGAGAACUUGUCUGUUUUGGAGACCUGUUACACUUCAACAAUCCUGCCUAGGAUGUUGGCCAGUUUCAUAAGUGACUACCACAGAAUUUCUUUUACUGGUUGUUUUCUCCAAUUCUAUUUCUUUGCCUUUUUGGCUGGAGCUGAGAGUUAUCUCUUAUCUGCAAUGUCUUAUGACAGAUAUGUAGCCAUAUGUAAACCACUGCAUUAUGUAACUAUCAUGAACGGCAAGUUGUGUGCUCAAUUGUCUGUUGCUUCUUGGAUCACAGGCAUUGUGGCUAGUGCAUUUACCACAUUUUUUGCCUCACAGUUGGUUUUCUGUGGCCCUAAUGAAAUUGACCAUUUCUUCUGUGAUUACACACCAUUGUUAAUGCUCUCCUGCAGUGAAACCCAGCAGACAGAAAUGGUGAUGACAGUCUUGGGCUCUGCAUGCACAUUGCCACCACUGUUGCUGACCCUGGUCUCCUAUGUUUGUAUCAUCACCACCAUUCUGAGAGUCCCUUCAAACACUGGCCGGAGCAAAGCAUUUUCCACCUGCUCCUCUCAUCUUAUGGUGGUCACAAUUUUCUAUGGAACGCUAAUCAUUGUGUACUUAUUACCCAAGACCGACACCUUGAGGGAUCUGAACAAAGUCUUCUCUGUUUUCUACACGAUCUUGACUCCCAUGAUCAAUCCCUUUAUCUACAGCCUGAGAAACAGAGAGUUUAAGGAGGCCCUCAGAAAAUCCAUCAGCAAAUUUCUGCCUUUGAGAGGAACCCUGGAAAUCCAACCUCAGUAGAACAAAAUUUCUCAGUAGUGAUCUUGGCUGAAAGUUACAGAUCACCAUCCUCUAAAAAAAAUACCUUGGAAUAAAUUAUUUACAAACUGUA